AAAGGAAAAAAGAAAAAUCCACCGAAACAACAAAAAACUCAAAGCAAAAAACGAUCUCAUUUCUAAGCAGCAAACAAAUUCUGAGAAUAAGAAAAGGUAUUCACACCAAAAGGCUGAGAGAAGGAAAAGAAUUACAAUUCAAUUGAUUUGGCAAAUAAUAAUGUAUUUGUUUUGAUUUUAUAUAUGAUAAUUCUUCAAAAUUUCCAUCCUGCAAUUUUCACAGUAUUUAAUCAAAUGCUAAAACAAACACGUAAAGCCUUUGUCCCGAUUAGCGAUUCAAUUUCUAUACAAAGAACGUCACAAAAAUCUUAUUAUUAAAAUUAAUUGAACUAAAAAGAAAGCGCAAGACUAUACAACUAUACAAUGCCUUUUCUUAUUCCUAAUCUUCAUGAUCAUCAAUUAAAAAUAAUGGAAACUAAAUAGAAAUCAUACAAAAAUAGACGCAAACAAAGUGCAUUUCAUGACCAAGGAAAAACAAGCGCCAACUAACAACACACACAUGCAAUUAUCUAUAUCACCGCCAUUAUCACUAUCAGUAUCAGUCACUAUCAAUAAUCUAUAGACCAGUACUCACCGAUCACUUCCUUAAACUGAAUCACUCUCAACAUUCCCCACGAUCGCCACUUCAUUAGAAACCACCAAUAAUUGGCUAUCAAUUGGAACAAAUUGGAAACAAAAACGAGGAGCAACACACUAAUCUGGGUUUUCAAAUGAAAGCACAAUCUUUUCAGAUGUGGGCGAUUUAAAAAGGGCACAAAAACCCCAACCAAGACUAUAAAAAAUUUCCAUUAAAAACUCAACUCAAGUGAAUCAGUGUUCUUUUGUGAGACAAUGCGCACAACUUUCGGUCGUGGCCCAAAGUUUAUUCUGCUAACAAGCAAAUUCAACCACGUUCAACACAAGGAAGUAAUUACUUAGGCCCUGGCCAUAAUCUGAAAACAAAAAACCAAGCCCAGUGAAUUAGCAAAACCAGUGAAGUCAGGACCCAGUUAAUAAACCAGUGACCAUGUCUUCGGAUACGAAUUCCUGCACCAGCUUCUUCAAUCAGGAGCAUGCCAAUGCCACCUUGUCGCAGUAUUUCCAUCAGCUCAACUCUCAGGUGGCAGCUGCAGCGGCAACAACCAAUAAUAACAGCGGAAGUAGUGGCAACAACAGCAGCAGCGGCAACAGUGACAGCGGAAAUGAUGGUAGCAUGACGGGAUCGGGAUCAGGAUCAGGAUCAGGAUCUUCGGGAUCAACCAUGGACAACCAUCGGAGCAGUGUGAGCAGCAAUGAUUCGGGCAAGAGUUCGGGCGGCGGUUCCGGUGGAGGAUCAGGUGUGACCAACAAUAAUGUGAAUGCCUGGGCCUUGCAGCAGCAACAGCAGACAGCAGCCUUGCACCAUCACCAGCAGCAACAGCAGCAGCAACAACAACAGCAGCAGCAACAUCAACAGCACUUGCAGCAACAGCAGCAGCAGCAUGCACACCAGCAACAUGUGGCUGCUGUUAUGCAGCAGCAGCAACAGCAACAGCAGCAGCACUCACAUCACGCCCAACAGCAUGCACAGCAGCAACAUCAUGGUCAUACACUGCAUCCGCACCACACACAUCAGCAACAACAGCAGCAACAGCAGCAGCAGCAACAACAACAACACCACCACCAACAGCAACAUCAGCAGCAACAUGCACAGCAGCAACAGCAGCAACAUCAUGCCGCCCAACUGGCCCACACACUCUCCUCAGCGGCCGCUGCCGCUGCUGCUGGCAAUGGUGGCAACAAUAAUACCAAUACACACUCCAUCUUUGGCACCGGCAACUUCCACUACAAGACCAACAAUUCGUGGACACUGCCCACGUUGACUUAUCAGAUCUAUCAGGAGAAUCCCCAUUAUCAGCGCAACUCCUUUAUGGAUCCGCAGAGCAAUGUGGCUGCCGCCGCUGCAGCUGCAGCAGCAGCUGCUGCAGCCUCUGCUGCUAAUGUGGCAAAUGGAAACCAGGGAACCAGUGCGAAUCCCAGUGGAAAUAAUAAUUCUGCCGUGGCAGGACCCAAUCCUGGACAAAAUAGUAAUAACAACAAUAACAAUAACAGCGGGAACAACCAGAGUAACAACAACAACAGCAGCAGCAACAACAGUAACAAUAAUAACAAUGUGUCAUCCGUGCAACAUGUGGCCAAUGCCGUGGCAGCAGCCGUCAUAGCCAACGAGCAUCAAAAUCAUUUGAACAGCCUCAAGGCGAGGUUUCAACCAUCUAGCUCAGGCAGGAAAUCUCCAUUUUUGGGUUUCAUUUGCAAAGCAAACGGCAAAUCCACAUCGAAUAGCAAAGAAAUCAUCUGCCCCGAUGACAAAUACAAGGAGGAGGGCGACAUUUGGAAUGUCGAGGCGCAGACAGCGUUCCUGGGCCCAAAUCUGUGGGACAAGACCCUGCCCUAUGAUGCCGACCUCAAGGUAACACAAUAUGCCGACCUAGACGAGUUCCUCUCGGAGAAUAACAUACCUGAUGGCCUGCCCGGCACGCAUCUGGGCCACUCGAGUGGCCUGGGCCACCGGUCCGAUUCCCUGGGCCACGCAGCGGGUCUGUCGCUCGGCCUUGGCCACAUAACCACAAAGCGGGAGCGAUCGCCCUCGCCGUCCGACUGCAUCAGUCCGGACACGCUAAAUCCGCCAUCGCCGGCCGAGUCAACAUUUUCGUUCGCCUCCUCGGGCCGUGACUUUGAUCCGCGGACCCGAGCCUUCUCCGACGAGGAGCUCAAGCCGCAGCCGAUGAUCAAAAAGUCACGCAAGCAAUUCGUUCCAGAUGAGCUCAAGGACGACAAGUACUGGGCCCGCCGCCGGAAGAACAACAUUGCCGCCAAGCGAUCCCGCGACGCCCGGCGCCAAAAGGAGAAUCAGAUUGCGAUGCGGGCACGCUACUUGGAGAAGGAAAAUGCAACAUUACAUCAAGAGGUGGAGCAGUUGAAACAGGAGAACAUGGACUUGCGUGCACGUCUAUCGAAAUUCCAAGAUGUGUAAUGAUAAAUACAAUUUUGUGACUUGGCCUGAGGACACCACAACAAUUAAAUAAUAAUAAUUAUUGAUAAAGCAAAAAUAACAAUAAUCAUAAUUAUGAUAAAACUACUAAUAAUGUUUAGUAAUGCAGACAUGAAAACCUACACUAUAAAUCUAUCUAUAUAUAUAUAUAUAUCUAAAUAUAUAUAUGUGAAAAUAUAAUAUAAUUAGUAAGAAAACACACAACAAACACACCUACACCCCUCACGGCGUCGUGCUCCGCUUAAAUAUUUAUUUUAUGCUAAAACGGAAACCGAACUAAAAAGCAAAUUAACUAAAAACACAAAAGGAGGAGAAACUAAACAUUUUUUAGAGUAGCCAAAAAACGAAAAUAGAAAAGAAAGUCUCGCGAGCAGCCGAAGCUUUUUGCCUUUAAAACGUAGCAUACUUUUCCGAGCGCAAUGGGAGUCCUAGAACACAGACACACUUAGAGAACCCAGACCCUAGAAUUGUUAUAUUUUAAAUUGUUUAAUAGUUGUUUAGCCUAGUUUUACGCCAGAAACCCUACACCUUCUACUUUUUCACCAUUAUUUCCCCCGAAACUUCUUCUUCUACUUACUACUAUUAUUAAUCUAAUUUUUAUUAUUAUUCUUUGUAAUUAGUUCUUCGAUUAAGUUUUGCUUUAGCAAAUAGUGAAAGGAAAACAACACACAACAAAUCAUAUUGUAAAUAAUUUCGUUGCCUUUUA
Drosophila serrata is the source of this 3716-nucleotide messenger RNA. RefSeq names its product PAR bZIP family member Pdp1 (gene Pdp1). The record is from RefSeq and is a predicted model, not a curated record. Gene Ontology annotation, molecular function: RNA polymerase II cis-regulatory region sequence-specific DNA binding; DNA-binding transcription factor activity, RNA polymerase II-specific. Gene Ontology annotation, cellular component: nucleus. Gene Ontology annotation, biological process: regulation of transcription by RNA polymerase II. Lineage: Eukaryota; Metazoa; Arthropoda; Insecta; Diptera; Drosophilidae.